UUUGCCUUUGUUUUAAUUUUAAACCCACGUUACAGGCCUGGCUGCUCCAGUUAGCGGAAUGAAGAUGAACUGUUCGAAACACAAAUUCCUUGAAAUUAAUGGCUGAACUCACAGUUCUCUUUCCAAUAUGGAUUUAAAUGCUUUAUUUUCCAAAUCACUGACUACACCAUUGGUGCCAGGUACAAGUACCAAAACAUGGAAAAACAAGCAUAUUUCCACAAAACCAGACACCACAGUGCUCGUUGCUGUAGCUUUGCAAGAUCACAUUAUUAGGAAUCUGCGGCUCCAAAACCUUUCAUUGUCUGAGGGUUUUAAAACAAAGCCACAGACUAAAAUGGGUUGCUCCAGGCCCAUAGACAGAAGCACUGUGAAGCCUGUAGUGGAUACAGGAAUAAAAAGGAAAGAAGGAAGAAAGAAAAGGAAAGAAGAUGAGGAAAAAGAGUAUGUUUUGGAUCCAAAACCUUCGGGCCUUACUUUAGCACAGAAAUUGGGUCUCAUUGAUGCACCUAAAGCACUGUUAACAGAUAGUGAAUGGCAGCUGGUGAAAAAGCGAUCAGUACAACAGGGAGAUUCAGCACAGCCCUGUGCUAUAUGCAGAGAAGAAUUUGGUAUGCAGGAACAGGUGCUGCUCUCUUGCUCUCAUGUUUUUCAUAGGAUUUGUAUGCAAGCCUUUGAAAAGUUCUCUGGGAGAAAGAGUUGCCCCAUGUGCAGGAAGGAGCAAUACCAGACCAUGGUAAUUCAUGAUGGAGCUCGACUGUACAAGAUAAAAUGUGCUACAAGAAUUCAAGCUCAAUGGCGAGGAUAUAUUGUACGUAAAUGGUACAAGGAGCUAAGACGUACUGUGCCUCCAAAGGACAGGAAACUGCGAAGAAGGUUCUAUGAAGACAAGCUACAAGAGAUUAAUGACAGGUUGGUGAGGUCAUGCGAUGUGGAUAUUGAGAAACUCUUUUCUGAAAUUGAUCAGUCAGUAGCUACAAACAGGAGAGUUCUGCAGCAAUUGGAGAGGCGACAUGUUCACCUUAUAUCGGAAGAAGAGUGGGAGCAAAUACAACUAAAGGCAAUCCUCAGGGAGGUAUUCGAUUGUCCAAUUUGUAUCACUCCACUGGAUCAUUUUAGAAGCACAACAUGCCAUGAGACUGCUGAGCGGAGAGAGAAUUGUGGUCCGUCCGUGCGGCAAACAGUGCUGCUGUCCUGCUCUCACACCUUCCACUACACUUGCUUGAAAGCCUUUGAGGAUUUUUCUGAGGGAGAAAAGCAUAUUUGCCCAUUAUGCAGAUCGACCUACGAAAAGAAAAUGUUAUGAAAAGUAAAAUACGAAGCUGUCUUUCCUGCCAUUCAAAACAAAUACUUCCAAAAAUACUUUAGAUUAUUUAAUAUUUGAAUAAAAGUCUCUUCACAGUCUGUUUUAUCAUGUUAUAUGUGGCAGAAUGGUGUUUAUGUAGCUCAUGUGUGGAUUGUGUGCUAGAGUCAGGAGCCAUCUGGUCGAAGAUUAGCCCUUA
Chiloscyllium plagiosum (whitespotted bambooshark) is the source of this 1499-nucleotide messenger RNA. It is a transcript of the gene rnf32, whose product is annotated as ring finger protein 32. The record is from RefSeq and is a predicted model, not a curated record. Lineage: Eukaryota; Metazoa; Chordata; Chondrichthyes; Orectolobiformes; Hemiscylliidae. Gene Ontology annotation, molecular function: protein binding.